Messenger RNA from Apis mellifera (honey bee), 3542 nucleotides. Its product is annotated as TOX high mobility group box family member 3. NCBI's taxonomy places the organism in Eukaryota, Metazoa, Arthropoda, Insecta, Hymenoptera, Apidae. The coding region runs from base 727 to 2646 and encodes 639 amino acids. Gene Ontology annotation, cellular component: nucleus. Gene Ontology annotation, molecular function: chromatin DNA binding. The transcript has 11 exons. The record is from RefSeq and is a predicted model, not a curated record. Gene Ontology annotation, biological process: regulation of transcription by RNA polymerase II.
CUCUCGAGCGUCGACGUUGCUGUUCCCCAGUGCCGGUGCGCAGUCGGUGGUCGCGGUCGGUGUCAGAUGGUUAAAAGGAAACGGAUUCGAGAGCGGAGCGACACCCAUAAAGGAUAAACACGUUGUUAGUUGAUCCACGUGCUCCGGCCUCGCAGCCGGCAGCCGGUUUCCAAAUCUCCUCGAUUCGAUCCUGUGAUAUAAUAAUGGUGUGAUACAAAACGGGAAGGAACGUCGAAGAAAUCGAACGAGGAUAUAUUCGUAUGCAAUUCCUCCACGCGUGUGUAAACAUCGACGUGUGUAACCAUUUAUAUAUCGUGGAAAAGAAAAGGAGGAAAAAGGUCAAGAAGAAGAAAAAAGAUCGAAUUCGAGUUAAUUGUGUUUCGUAAAAAGGUGAUUUUUAUCCGAAAUCGAGAGAAAGUUGUUCGUUCCUUUGAUUAAAAAUCGGAAUUGGAAACGCGCUCCUACUAUUUACGUAGUAUUGUAUACGUAGAGUUUGAUCGAUCGAUCGAUAUUAUCGAUUCGAUUUACGAUCGUAACGACCGGGUACAAAAUAUCCGGGUAUAAAGUCUCGUGGACGAGAAGGAAGAGAAAGAUCGAUAUAGAAAAGAAAGGAGGAGAGGCGUAACGAGAAAGAAGAAGGAGAAGAAGAAGAAGAAGAAGAAAGGAGAAGAAGCGCAAGGUGGCUGGGGGCGAGGAGGUGACCACCACGGCAGAAGCCGCGGGACGAUGAGCGACGGCAUAGUCGGUGCAAUUGCGAUCAGUUUGUUUGGCAGCGAGAAGAAACGUCGAGACAGCAUGGAUGCUGGUUACACGAUACUCGGCAACGAUAUCGAUGUUUGCAGAAUGUUCGACCAAUUUUCUUACAAGAGAAACGAGAGUUUGGAUUUUUCGUUGAACGUUCCGCAACAUCAUCAUCAUUCGACGCAGUAUCAUCAGAGUAGCUACGCCAUGGCCGAUCAAACGUUUCACACCCCUAGCUUCGGCGACGAGGAUUUCGAUAUACCGGCUAUCCAUUCCCAUUCUCACCAGCAACAUCAGCAACAGCAACAGCAGCCUCAACAGCAGCAGCAGCAUCAAACGCAACAAACUCAGCCUCAACAUGAUCCGAUGCACGGCUACCAAACGCAGAUGAUGCAAACCGGCAACGUUCAACAAUCUUCGGACGGAUUGAAUUUGGAUCCUGGUGGAUAUCAACAAUCCCUUUACCUGCAACAGGAUCACUCGAUGCAACAACCGAUCAGCGUAAGCUCGACGUAUAGCACGUCGCAGGGUUCGUACGUGAGUAUGAGCUCACCGCGACAACAACAUGGAAACCAGCAAAUAAUGUUGCUGCAACAACAGCAGCAACAGCAACAGCAACACCAGCAGCAACAAGUUCAGUUGCAACAGCAUAUACAGUACAUGCACACUCAGCAGCAGCAGCAGCAACAGCAACAACAAUUGCAGCAACAAAUGCAGUAUAGAAGUCCGACGGGUGGUAGUCCAUCCGCGAUACAAUCGAAUACCGUGCCCGAGCCGAAUAACAAUACCACUACUAGUGAAGAUAGCGAUGAUAGUACGCCUCAUUCCGGAAUGAUUACCGGGAUUAAGCGACCCUCGCCGGAACCGACUGACGUUGGAGCGAAAAAUCAAAGAAAACCGAAAUCGCAGAAAAAGAAGAAAAAGAGGGAUCCCAACGAACCGCAAAAGCCUGUUUCGGCGUACGCCCUAUUUUUUAGAGAUACCCAAGCCGCGAUAAAAGGGCAGAAUCCGAACGCGAGCUUUGGCGAAGUUUCGAAGAUCGUAGCUUCGAUGUGGGAUGCGUUGGAUACGGAGCACAAGAACGUGUACAAAAAGAAAACGGAGGCGGCCAAAAAGGAAUAUCUGCAGGCUCUCGCGGCAUAUAGGGCGUCCCUGGUUAGCAAGGGGGCAGCUGAGAAUGACAAUCAACAACAUCAGCAACAACCGCAACAACAGCCAACGCCGCAGCAACAAGUUCAGUACGCAGCAUACGGUAAUUAUACCGGGAAUGGAACACCCGGAAGUGUCUCGUAUCAAGUUUACAGCCCGCAACCACAACCUUCCUCGCCUCAACAACAACAUCCGCAUUCUCACCCACAUCAACAACUUCAACAUCAUCAACAAUCGACGCAACAAAUGCAAAUAAAGAAAUCCCCUCAUCAUUUAACGAUGCCGGGAAAUCCACAGCAACAACAAACGCAACAAACUUUGAUGGCAACGUCGAUGGCACCAACGCAUAUGUCGCAACAGCAACAACAACAGCACAUGCAGCAACAAUACAUGCAGAUACCACAACAACAAGUGCAACAAGUACAACAGUCGCAACAGGUACAGCACCAUCAACAACAACAACAGCAGCAACAAUCGCAACAACAAUUGAUGCACACGAAUCCGGCAAAGAGUGACGCGUUAUCGAGUUCUCCACCAGCAGUGAAUUCUGUGACUCAGGCUGCGAGCAUGGUUGGCCAAAGGCCAACGUCGAACGCUUGUAUACGCCAUGGAUGCCCGAACACGGCCGUUGCGAAUAGCGAAUGGGAAGACGAGUAUUGCAGCAACGAGUGCGUGGUUAGUCAUUGCAGGGAUGUCUUUACCACGUGGGUAUCUUCGAAUCAAAAUCCGCAGCAAAACUUUUCCACCGUUAAAUAAGGAUAGGUCGUGCUAGUUUGAAAAAUAGCAAUUCUGUUUGAAAUCUGUUUCCUACCGUUUCUUACAAUCGUGGAAAUACGAGUAUACAUUUACCUUAUAUAUUUGAAACGUGAUCUGAUUCGCUAUCUUUUGUACAUACGUCGACCACGCACGAAGGUUUUUUCGCUUUAAAUCAAAAAAAAAAAAAAGAAAAGAAAAAAAAAAAUGAACGACUGAGAGCGCGAGUCGCUACAUACGAUCUAUAGUGAAUAUUCAUUUGAAAGACUGCCUCCACGCGGCAUGCGAUGCUCGUCGACUCGGAGAUAUAUAUAUAUAUAUACAUAUAUUGCCGUCUCACCGUUUUCACCGAUUAAUUUCCAUAGGACGAGCAACAUAGCUGCGUAAUCGCGAAAGAGUAUUAGAAUCGCCAAAGUAGCCGAUAAAAUCGGGCUGUAGUUUUCGAAGGAAUUCAUUUCGAUGUGUUUGUCGUGCGCGCCCAGAAUGCGUUUCAAUGCGCACACGAAUUGUUCGGGAUAUAUGAUAUAACGCGGACCGAGUUAUGUAUUCCUUCAUUCAAUUCUAGUUAGGAAUCGUUUAACGAUAGAUAACAGUAAAUUCGUAGAAAUAUAUUCAAAAAAAAACUUUAGAAUACGUCUAUAUAAAAUUUAUGGAUACCCCGUUGUAUCGAGAGAGAAAGAUCAAGAGUUAAAUAAUAACGAAUUUGGAAACAAGUUUCCUCGAUUAGUAAAAAGAAAUAAAAAAAAAGAAAAAAAAAAUAUCAAUUGCCAAUUAUAAACGUAUAUAUAGUAACUUGUCUAUAAUAUCGAUGGGAAUUAAUGAUAAACGAAUCGAAAAUUCCGUCGACUCCUGUAAGAAAGAAAGAUUGCUGAUGGCGUUAUAAAGAUAAUGGUGGAGGA